UGUUAAAUAUUAUAUUAACAUUGUUUUUAUGACAAUUAGUUUAUGUCUGACUUAUAGUAAUUGUAUUGAUGUGAAGACAACAUCGGGUGUAGUGAGGGGUCAGACGAUAGAUGUGUUGAACGUAAGUAUUGACCAGUUUUUGGGUAUACCUUAUGCCAAACCACCCGUCGGGAGACUCCGGUUCGCCAAACCUGAACCCAUCAAAACUCCCAAACCGGAUAUAAUCGAUGCGACAAAACCUAAAAACUCUUGCACUCAAGACAAGAGCGCUUUACCACCGGAAGCGCCUAUAAGUGAAGACUGUUUGGUAUUAAACAUAUGGACACCAAAUGCGGGAAAUAAUAACACAAACAAAUCACAGCUCAAACCCAUUAUGUUUUGGAUACACGGAGGGGGUUAUACCGGGGGCUCAAUAUUUAUGGAUAUAUAUAACGGCAAAGUUUUGGCCACAAAUGAUGUGAUGAUUGUCUCAACAAACUAUAGGUUAGGACCGUUUGGGUUCCUAUACGGGGAUCGGGAGGACGCGCCCGGAAAUGUCGGACUCUUUGACCAGUUAUUGGCUCUCAAAUGGGUUAGAGAAAAUGCUAAACAGUUUGGCGGAGAUAGGGAUCAGAUCACUAUAUUUGGUGAGAGCGCCGGCAGUUGGUCCGUAUCGACACAGAUAUUCAGUCCGUUAACAAAGGGCUUAUUCAAGAGGGCUAUUAUGGAAAGCGGGGCUAUAAUGUACAGCAAUAGCCGGGACCCGAUCAGCACCGGUGAAGCCCUACAGUCGGCCAAAGAUAUGGCAAAGCAUUUCAAUUGUAGUGAAUCUGAGGAGUGGUUACACUGUUUACGAGAAUUGCCGGCCGAUAGGCUACAGACGUCCACAAUCUUCCCGACGUUCCCGGUCUUAGGAACAGAAUAUUUGCCAAUUUCUGCCCAAAAAGCGUUUGCAGAGAAAACCUUUAGGACAGAUAUUGAUCUACUGACAGGGUUAGUGAGAGACGAGGGUUCAAACCUGGCCGAGCUUAUGGUCGGACCCCUGCCUAACCCCAUGACCGUCGAGUCAUUCAAACAAUACAUUAAUAAAACCAACGCUAUAUACCGGGGUCUGGAUGUCCAGCGAUGGACAGACUAUUACCUGCAAAAUGUCAACCAAUCGGACCCACAGGCCCUGCGCUGGGCUUUCUAUAACUUUUUCGGUGACAUCACAAACAAGUGUCCGACUUAUUUGUUUGCCAAACAAUUUUACUUAAACCGGGAUGAGUCCCGUAAUGUGUAUUUUUAUGAAUUAACCUACGAAAAUGCUGUAAUUGCUAAACUUAUGAAGUGCGAUCCGGAGACCAUGGGCAUUUGUCACGGUAUGGAUAUCCCAUAUGUGUUUGGUUUACCGUUGACUACACCGGGAUUUACACCCGAAGAUCAGGCGCUUAGUCGUGCGGUUAUGAAAAUGUGGACACGGUUUGCAAAAUAUGGAUAUGCC
Medioppia subpectinata is the source of this 1462-nucleotide messenger RNA. NCBI's taxonomy places the organism in Eukaryota, Metazoa, Arthropoda, Arachnida, Sarcoptiformes, Oppiidae. The record is from the annotation of a GenBank genome assembly.